Messenger RNA from Verticillium dahliae VdLs.17, 1815 nucleotides. RefSeq lists its product as uncharacterized. Bases 1 to 1815 code for a protein of 604 amino acids. The record is from RefSeq and is a predicted model, not a curated record. Lineage: Eukaryota; Fungi; Ascomycota; Sordariomycetes; Glomerellales; Plectosphaerellaceae. The transcript has 2 exons.
AUGCUGGCCGGCAUUGCCUAUGAGGCCCUGCUGGGAGGGUGGCUAGACGUCGCCCUCGUACUCGUCUUCACAACUUGGCGGGAGGCGGCAUUGAUCCGCUACACCUUUGUCGCUGUAAGGUCCUCACUAUUGAACGACCAUGACACCGGUUUGGCAGUUGCCUGGCCAUACAUCAAGCCAUUGGCUGUUGUCUCCUUUGCUUUCCUGGUUCUGGGAAGCUGGUUACACAGGACCCCUGCCAAGCAAACGACGUGGCCGGGAUUGGGGAAGCCCCUCCUCAUCCCAGCCAAGACGACGCACCGGAGAACCUUCCCCGCCAAGCAUGGCUUCUCAUACUCCUAUCUUGUUGUCGGUGUUCCAGUCGGCUGGACCGGGUCCGCCGGCGGUAUGGUCUCUUCAGGGACUGAAUUGGACUCUUCCGAUGGCCGUAGCCUCAUUUCAUGGCUGAGAGCGAAGACCUUUGGGACACGGGCUUGGUUUCACGUCAGCGAAGCAGACCACCUUGGGAGAGAGCCUGGGACCCUUGAGACCAAGUUGCACAACUACUUGAAGUCACAGGUGCGGAACCUCUCACUACAUCUUACCUCAGCGGGAGCGAUCGAGCAACAUACGCCAGCGGCCAUGAUCCUAGAGGUCAACAACACCUUUGGCGAACGGAGAAUGUAUUUCCUGCCCAUGGACGAAAGGGUGGCCGACGAACCCAAUGCCAAUACUAGCAAAUUAUUCAAGUCCUGGCCGAAGGACUUUCACGUCUCCCCGUUCAAUUCUAGGAAAGGAUCGUACUCGCUGCAAGUUCACGACAUGUUGAGCUCGAAUAGCAACAAACCAGGCCGUCUUGAUGGCACCAUCACUCUCAAGUCUUCCAAGGAUCACCCCAAGAUCGUCGCCCGCCUCUUCCAAGAAGGAGAUCCCGUUGACCCCACAACAGCGAGCUUGGCCACGAAGUUGAGGUUCCUUCUCGGCUGGUGGUGGGUGGGCUUUGUGACGUUUCCAAGGAUCGUCAAGGAGGCAGGUCGGCUUUUCUUCCGCCGCAAGCUCCAUGUCUGGUUCCGCCCCGAGCCCCUCAAAGACAGCAUGGGCCGUGUCGCCGACACGACGGAGCGGCAGCUGGAGCCCAUCUUCCGGGAUUAUUUACACCACCUCGUACAGCAGUCAGGUGCAAAUUUGACCGUGAAGUACACCUCGAGCAGUGGAGACGCGCCCCUCAUCAUCCAAGGAACCUCCCCUUCGGGGGCGGUCAGCAAGCACACAGAGCUGCAAGCCGCCGAUAGCGACGACCACAUGGAAUUCAGAGUUCUGACGCCGGUGUUCUAUACUCGGUUCGUUCACUACGCACAUGACUUUGAGGCAGUCUUCAGCGAGCUACGCGAGAGCGAAACGAUAUGGGUGUCACGGCCAGAGCUGCUGCCCCGUCUCUUCGUGUCGAAGAAGGCUGCGGCGCCGCUGAAUAUCAGCAGCCCACUGGACUUUGUAUAUUUCAAAGCCAUUCGUGCGCUGCGAGAGCGGCCGGAACGCAUCGAGCGACCACUGACAUCAAGUGCGGUGGCCGCACCAUCUGAGAAGGCGGGCACACAGCGGACGGAUGACCUGAGGCAGUUCCGCAUCUCAGGCAUGGACGGCUUUGUCCUCGCACACGAAGACAAGCAUGUGCGGAAACUCUACCGGUCGCUUGUGCUGAGGGUCUUCCUCGCUGAGAGGUUGGCCCUGGGUUCAAUGGAGCUGCUCUGGCUGCAAGAGCUGGUUCUCCGCGUCGGUACGGCCUGGGCAGUUUCUAAAAACACAAGUGGCUAUCUCGCAGGCAGAAUCACGGCGUAG